Diabrotica balteata is the source of this 5880-nucleotide messenger RNA. Lineage: Eukaryota; Metazoa; Arthropoda; Insecta; Coleoptera; Chrysomelidae. The record is from the annotation of a GenBank genome assembly.
AUGUCCGAUUCUGAAGAUAAUGAGGACAACAAGCCUUUUGUGGUGGAACAAGCUAAAAAUGGACGAGCUACAUGUAAACAUUGCAAAAAUGAAUGUUCCAAAGGAGAGUGGAGAAUAGCAAAAAUAACUUUCAAUCCUUUUGGACCUGGUAAACAAAAACUAUGGCAUCACAUCAAAUGUUUGUUCAAAGUAUUUUUAAAUCAGCGUGCUGUGACUCGGCGAAUUGAAGACCCUGAGGAUGUUUUAGGUUGGGAGCUUUUAGAUGAAGAACAUCAACAGUAUAUUCUUAAAUACAUAAAGAAAUGUGACGAUUUUCAUGGCAAUAUUGCAAAUACUGCCGUCAGACGAAAACGAAAGCCAAAAGAAAGUAACAUAGAUGAAGAAAGUGUAAGUGAAUCCCAAAAAGAUAAAGAGACCAUGAAUAAAUCUAAUAAGGAUGAUGUCAAAAAACAAAAUAAAUAUGCCUCAUUUAAAGAAUUCCGAAAAUUAGUUGCAGAUGUAGUCAAUUGUGACACCAAACAAGAAAAAACUGAGCAUUUGGAAAAGUUUGCUAAGGCAUUUGUGGACUGUAGUAAAGAAAUUAAGAUUCUUUGGUAUCAGUUAUUGAUGCCAAGUGUUAUACAUUAUAAUUUUGAAUACUUAGAUCAUAACCAUUUAAUCAAAAUAUUCAGUAGGAUAUUCGAUAUAGACAAAAAUAUUGUAUUGAAAUAUUUUAACCAAGAAAAUGAUAUGGCAGAUACUAUUCAAUACUUUUUUAACAAAAGCACAACUUUACCUCCUGCAAAAAAAAGUAAUUUGACUGUUAACGAUGUAAAUGACUUCUUAUCAAAAUUAGAUAAUUUAGAAGAGGAUAAUAAAAUUGUGGUGCUGUUUAAAAAUUUCCUAGUAAACUGUACUGUAAAUGAUCUUGUUACGGUGAUACACAUAAUUGAAGGAGACCUACAAAUAGAAGCUAGCCCGAGAUUAAUAUUAAAUACAGUAGAUGAAAGUGCCUACAAAUUAUAUCAAACUUGUAAUAAUAUAGAUGAUGUUCUUUCCAAAUUUAUUUUCGGUAACAAUCAGAAGAAGAUUAACAUAUUAAUGAAUAGAAAUUUAAUGAUACCUGUGUUGCCAAUGUUAACAGAAGACUGUACAUCAGUAGAAGAUGUUUUUAAAAAGUGUCCAAAUGGAGUUUGUGCAGAUAUUACCUAUGGUGGUGAUAGAAUCCAAAUUCACAAAUCUGGCAGCACUUUUAAGUAUUUUUCAAAUGAUUUAAAACAAAUCCCAUUGGAAAAGAUAGUUGAUUUUGAAAAAUACAUAAACACUGCCUUUCCUUCUAUUGAAGAUUGUAUUGUAGAUGGCGAGCUUGUUCUUACAGAUAAAUCUAAAAAUCCUAUACCAUUGGAAAGAGUUAUAGAAAGUGAGCAAUUUCAAAAAGUAAGCUUUUGUCUUUUUGUUAUUGACUGUUUGUUUUUUGGAGAAGCAAGUUUAAUGAAAGAACCUUUAUGUGAAAGAAAAAAAUGUUUGAAAAAUAAUUUUAAGGAAAUUCCAAAUCAUGUAUUGUUUUCAGAAAUGAAAAAAGUCUACCAAGAACAAGACUGUGCAAAAAUUAUAGCCGAAGUAAAAAAACAAAAUUUUAAAGGCAUAAUAUUUAAGGAUAUUCAAGGAAUAUAUGAACCUGGAAAACAUAGCUGGUUCGAAAUAACUAGGGAAAAUCUUUUUGACCAUAACAGUUCAGAAGAAGAUUCAGAUAAUUCGCAGAAACAAAAACAGAAAUCUUCAAUGGAUACUCCAAAAAAUCAUAAAUCAAACAUAAAAAGGAAACGCAUUUUGGAUUCUGAUGAAUCAGAAAAUAAAGAUCAGGAUGAAGAAGAAUCUGAAGAUGUGAGUUCAGAAACACCAUUUGCUGAUGCUGAAUUGAGUGAAUUACAUCUUCAAGAGAAAGAUCAUGACUCUGAAUCGGAACCAAAAGAUAAAAUUUCAAAAGAAGCAGAAAAACCCCACAAAGAAUGUACUGCAGUUUCAAAUAAAUCAUCUAGUGAAUUAAAAAAUAAAACUGGUCAAUCCAAGACUAUUAAAAAUAAACCUCAAGUUAAUAAUUCUUCAGAAACUAGUGGAGUUCAAUCAGAUGGUGAAGAUAAUUUCCAAUCACCAGCUUCUUUUUAUUCUAUUGAAAGUGCUGAAUGUUCUACUACAUCUGGUAUACAAAAUAUACAAACUUCACAAAAUUCCAAUGAAGAAAAGGGUUAUUCCAAACAUUCUCUACAAGAGGAGAAUAAUAAAAAUAAUAAGGAUGCUGAGAAAUCUGAGAAUAAUAAUGAAGAAGACAAAGGCAGUGAGGAUGAGAAUUCAGGUAGUGAUUUUGAAGGUACUGAAAAUGCAAAGGAUAUAUCUAAAGAGAAAACUGUUGUACUAGAUGAUAACAGUAUUGAAGAAGAUGAUAUCGGUAAAGUAAAAGACAAUUCAAUAAAUCAAAACGGACAUAAUCAUUCCGAAAAUGAUGAUGAUGAACAAGGAUCAAUCAAUACAGAUGGACUUGAUCAAACUAUUGAAAGUAAGACCAGUAGUCAGAAAUCCUUAGAAUUUACAAACUCAGAUAAUAUUAUCGGUGUAGGUGAGAUUAAUGAUUGGGAAUCUUCAUCAAACACUUCAAAAAGUGGGGAAAAUGCAGCUACACAAAAACUUAGUGAUGUUGAUGAAGAAAAUGACAUGAAUUCAACAAAUACAACUAAUGAAAAAUCUCCUAGAAGUUCUCAAAAAGAAAAUGAUGAAACUACCAAUAAACAAAAAUGUGACAAUACAAAUAACAAAAAACCUAUAAGUGAUGUUUUAGAGGGCAAAAUAAAUGAUAAACAAGAGAAGCAAAAUACAAUAAAUCGUGAUACAUCUAGUAAUUCAGACCAUGAAAGUGAUUUAAACCAUAAACAAGAGAAGGAAAACACAGUUAGUGAUGCACCUAGUAAUUUAGACCAUGAAAGUGAUCUAAAUGAUACAUCCAAGAAUGAUAAUACAAAAAAUAGUGAUACAUCAAGUGAUUCAGACCAUGAAAGUGAUCACAGUUCCAAUUCAGAAAAAAAAGGCAAAAAAGAUUUUAGUUUUUCAUCUAGUUGUUCUGAAAAAGAUAAUUACAAAAGCAAAAAUAACAAAAGGACAAACAAAUUAAGCAGUGAGGACUCUGAUAAUUCUGAAAAGGAAAAGUGCAAAUCAUCAAAGAAAAGUAAAUACAAUAGUAAUAAUAUUUUGAGAAAAAGACUUCCAAUAAAAAAAAAUCUAAGAAGUCUACCAGUGUGUGGUGAAGGAAAUAAACAAAAACGAAAAUAUUCUUCUGUAUAUAGUUCUUCUGAAGAUGAAUCUGACAAUCACCCAGCUAAAUUUUCUAAAAUCAUUGCUGCAUCAAAAAGGAAACAGCAAAAACCAGUAAAUAUAGAAGAGGAUGAGAAUGUUAUAAAUCCAAAAUGUGUUUUCAGGAGAGAAAUUAAAAUUUUGUUGAAGGAUAUUUAUAAGGAUACAAAACCUCAAAAUGACUCCAACUUCAAAGUCCAAAAUUCAAAUAAUACCAGAAAAUCCAAAGUGUCAAGCAUAAAAGAGAAUAUACAAGUUAUAGUUAUUUCUGACACAGAUUCUACACAUAGAACUACCAAGCAGAAAGAAAAAGGUGCAAAAGGUGUUGAUAAAAUUAAGAAGAAAACAAAAACUCAAAAUGGCUCUAAAUUAAAAGUCCAAAGUGCAAAUAGUGCCAAAAAAUCCAAAGUAUCAAGCACAAAAGAGAUUAAAAAAUCAACAGCUAUUUCUGACACAGAUUCUACACAUAGCAGUAGUAGUAGUAGUACCUUGCAGAAAGAAAAUGGUGCAGAAGAUAGUGAUACAAUUGAGAAAGUUGCAGCAUCAAAUGUCACAAGAAGAGACCGAAAAAGGAAAGCUUCUAGGGAAUUAAGAGUUUUAUUGAAUAAACACCGGAGAAUACGGACAGAAGAGAGCUUAGAUAGCGACUCAUCAGCUUCCACAAUUAGAUCUGUGCAAAUUAACGAACAAAGAAAUAAUGAAUCUCAGAAAAGACAAAACAAAAAAUCACCAAAGAAAAAUGCAGACACAUCUUUAAGUAAAAGAGUUAAGAACAAUGUUGUUGAAAGCGACGAGUACAACUCUGAUAUAGACGGUGUUAGAUGUUCUAGCCCACUCCCAAUAAACAAAUCAAACGUAACAAUGGAAAGAGAUCGGGUUGGAAAUUGGGGAAAUGGAGAGCAUCUCGUACCAGGCGCCGUUUCCGGACUCGAGAGGCUGAGGACUCCCGCUUUAAAUAAGGGAUUGGCAUUCACCUUCGAAGAGAGACAACAGCUGGGAAUUCAUGGAUUGUUACCUCCCGUAGUAAAAACACAGGAACAACAGAUCGAUCAUUGUAAAAAAUGUUUGGACAGAUUAGACGAUAAUUUAAACAAAUAUUUGUACCUGAUAGGAAAAACUAUUCUACAGUUUCGUCAGGAAAUAUGUAACGGAUAUUAUGCCCUUAGUAUAUACACCAGUCGUCGGAUUAGCUUGUCAAAACUUUGGAUUGGGUUUACAGAUGACCGCGAGAGAAUGUACGUUACAAUUUACGACAAGGGAAACGUGUACGAAAUUAUGAAAAACUGGCCUGAAUCAGAUGUCCGCGCAAUAGUAGUCACGGACGGUGAACGUAUAUUAGGUUUAGGAGACCAAGGAGCCUGCGGUAUGGGAAUCCCCGUUGGAAAGUUGUCUCUAUACACAGCUUUGGCAGGAAUAAAGCCCCAUCAAUGUCUCCCCAUUACGAUAGACGUAGGAACCAACAACGAGACUCAUCUGAAAGAUCCUCUGUAUAUAGGUUUGAGACAAAAAAGAGUCACAGGACAACAGUACGACGAGCUCCUCGACGAAUUCAUGGAAGCAGUAGUUCGCAGAUGGGGCCAGAAUACAUUGAUCCAAUUCGAAGAUUUCGGUAACUCGAACGCGUUCAGGUUGUUGGAAAAGUACAGAAACAACUAUUGUACUUUCAAUGACGACAUCCAGGGUACCGCUAGUGUAGCCGUAGCUGGUCUAUUGGCUUCUUUGAGAAUCACAAAAACUAGACUUUCCGAUCAUGUGAUAGUAUUCCAAGGUGCAGGAGAAGCAAAUCUGGGAAUCGCCCAAUUGUGUACCAUGGCAAUGAUAAAAGAAGGUACUAGUGAGAAUGACGCCCGGAAGAAAAUAUGGAUGGUAGACUCAAAAGGAUUAAUCGUUAAGGACAGACCUGAAGGAGGAAUUAAUCACCACAAGGAACUCUAUGCACACGAGCACUCACCUGUAAAAACAUUGACCGAUGUUGUAAAGAGCAUCAAACCCUCAAUACUGAUUGGAGCCGCGGCCGUUGGUGGCGCAUUUACCUCAGAAAUAUUGCGCGAAAUGGCCAAAAACAACAAACGACCUGUGAUCUUCGCUUUGAGCAAUCCUACGAAUAAAGCGGAAUGUACUGCUGAAGAAGCCUACAGAGAAACAAAUGGUACUGCCAUCUUUGCGAGUGGUAGUCCAUUCGAUCCAGUUACUCUAGAUGGAAAGACGUUUUACCCAGGACAAGGUAACAACUCUUAUAUAUUCCCCGGAGUAGGAUUGGCAACAGUCACUGCUGGUAUCCAAAAAAUCAGCGAAGAACACUUCCUGGUUGCAGCAGAGGCACUCGCCAAUUUGGUAACUGAAGAUAAUCUCGAAAAUGGAAGGAUAUACCCACCACUGGAGAGCAUCGUUGCGUGUUCACUAAGAAUCGCAACGCGACUUCUCGAGUACGCUUAUGAAGAAGGAAACGCAACGGUUCUUCCCGAACCAAAAGACAAAGAAGCUUUCAUCAAAGCUCAGAUGUACAAUACUGACUACCAACCUGCGUUACCUGCGGUUUAUUCAUUCCCCAAACUCUAA